Cylindrotheca closterium is the source of this 2178-nucleotide messenger RNA. The record is from the annotation of a GenBank genome assembly. Lineage: Eukaryota; Bacillariophyta; Bacillariophyceae; Bacillariales; Bacillariaceae.
AUGACACUCUCAACUCUACUGCUCUGUCUAUUGCCUUUCACUUCACAAUCUUGGAUGACAACAAGCCCAAGCUUACCAAUAAGACGAUCGGCCUUUCAAUUGAGCUACAAAAGCAGCAAAAGUGAUGACUCCAUUCCCAUUAUUGACGUGGAAGUGGUAGAAGGAAACGAUCAUUCCUUCAGUAAUAGAGCAAGCGCUCCCUCUUCUUCGUCCUAUUCCGCUCCUUCUUCUCCUUCAUCGCCCGCCGACUCUCACAAUAUGCGACGAAAUGAAAUUCUGAUUCCUGACACCCUGUUUGCGAAUGGACCACCUUCCUAUUCGCAACAGCAUCAGCAUCAGCACACCUCCUUUGCCACUUGUGACCAAAAUGGAGGAUAUAAUACCUAUGAAGGAGCCAUUCGAGUUAUGCAGUGGGAAAAGCAAGUGGGAGACACAAUUCGAGCUGGAGAGACCAUUCUUUACUGUGAGGGAGAAGAAUCAUUAAUGGGAGCUUCUUCCAAUAUGAGAGUAAUGAAGGAACUAAUUGCGGAACAAGAUGGUAUUCUUAAAGAAAUUCGAAUUCCUUCUGGACCAGUCUCUCUUCAUACAGCUCUAGGGAUCAUUGAGCCGCUCGAUAUCAUGGAUGUGGAAGUAGAGACUGCAUCUACACAAGAAUACCAGAAGGAGCAACAACAAAAGGCUGAGGCAGAAGCCGAGAGGGAACGAAAAGAGCAACUUCGGCUUGCUCAGGAGCAAGAACGCAUUCGCAAGGAACAAGAAAUGUAUCGACCCAAAAAGAAUUGGUACGAUAUGAAUGCUUCUGGAGAUGAUGAUGACACGUCUUCCUUUGAAAACCUUCAGAAAAAACGAUUGGACAAGCGCAACAAAAAGUUGGAACAGCUUGAAGUAGAAAAGAAGAAAGAGGAAGUUGAAUCUGUCUUGGAAGAAGGCCCAGUUAUUGACGAACUUGUUGCCGAACGAGAACGACUAAUUGCUGAAUACAAGGCUGAAGCCGAAAAGAAGGCAAUGGAAGCUCGCCAAAAGGCCGAAGAGGAAGCCCGUAAGGAACUAGAAGCCUUUCAGGAAGAAGCUCGACGAAAGUACAAGGUCGAGGCUGAAAAGAAAGCUGCCGAAGAACGGGAAAAGGCCGAGGAAGCUGCUCGUCAGGAAUUAAUCACCUUUCAAGAGAAACUGCGAUUGGAAACCGACCGCAAGACACAAGAAGCCAAGCGCAAGGCGGAAGAAGAAGCCCAAAUGGAACUCGAGAAGGUCAGAGCAUCCAUCUUGGAACAAUCCGAACUAGCCAAGCAAACCAUCCAGGCGGAACAGAAAGCCAUUGAAGCUCGAAUCAAGUCCGAAGAGGAAGCAAGAAAAGAAUUGGAAGCUUUUCAAGAAGAAGCCCGACAAAAGUACAAGCUUGAAGCCGAGAAGAAGGCUGCAGAAGAGCGAGAAAAUGCCGAAAAAGCAGCUCGUCAGGAAUUGAUUGCCUUUCAAGAACAGUUGCGAUUAGAGACCGAACGCAAGACUGAAGAAGCCAAACUGAAUGCAGAAGUGGAAGCUCAGAAGGAACUCGAAAAGGUCAAAGAUGCCAUCUUGGCCGAGCAGAAAUCAAACAAACAACUUGAAGCCUUUCGGGGAAAGGCCGAGGCCGCCGCUCGUCAAGAACUAAAGGCAUUCCAAGAGCAAGCCAAGCGCGAAGCAGAAGAGGCCAAGCGAAAGGCUGAACGAGCCAUGCAAAAGGAACUCCAACAAAUACGAGCACAAGCGAAACUCGAAGCCAAAGAAGCCAAGCGAAAGGCCGCAGAGGAAGCCAAGGCUGAGCUCGAAAAAGCCAAGGCUGCCAUUCUUGAGCAGACCAAAUUGGAAAUGGAGUCCAUCGAGCAAAAGGCUCAAGAAGAAAUCAAGCACAUGAGAUUGCAAAUUGAAGCACGAACGCAACAAGCUCGCAUCAAGGUCCAAGAAGAGGAAACCCAACAACGUGAACUAGCACUCUUCCAAGCCCAAGUCGAAGAAGCCAGGCGUCUUGAGCUACUAAGAAUGGAAGCCCAAGCCCAAGGUCUGGCCGAUGAUGUUGGCUUCGAUGAAAUGUACGAUGAUGACGACGACGAGGAGGAGGAAAUGGAUGAGGACAACUUUGACUUUCCCGAGUACAAUGCUCGACCUACCAACACUACGCAAAGAUACUCCCUUUUCUAUUGA